Messenger RNA from Selaginella moellendorffii, 1390 nucleotides. Its product is annotated as protein odr-4 homolog. Gene Ontology annotation, biological process: intracellular protein localization. Gene Ontology annotation, cellular component: endomembrane system. Lineage: Eukaryota; Viridiplantae; Streptophyta; Lycopodiopsida; Selaginellales; Selaginellaceae. The record is from RefSeq and is a predicted model, not a curated record. The transcript has 10 exons. The coding region runs from base 18 to 1307 and encodes 429 amino acids.
CGAAUAUCCUCCCCCUGAUGAGGACUGUGGUGGGAGACGAGGCGCUCGACGGCGCCGUGGAUUCAAUCGUUGCGGCGGGCCGGGCAGUAGCUCUAGGGCUCUUGAUCGGCAGGCUGGGCUCCGGCGGGAGGGAUUUUGUGGUGGGAUUGGUGCAGACGCCCGUCAAGGAAGAUGGAGGCGAUGCGGCAGUGCUUCUCUCGUCAUCCGGCAAUCAAUCUCGGUCGCGAUCUGGAGCUGGAUCCAUGGCGCUCUCGAUUGAUGCUGAAUGGGUAGCGGAGCAUGCUAGACAGGUCUCUAGAAUGCUUUUAGGAGGAUUAAGUGUGGUUGGACUGUAUUGCCUUGCUCCAGACAGCGCCUUCAAGCAAUCGACUGCUAUUCUUUGUCAGGUCUCAAAUGCUGUGGACGCUGCCACUUCGAUCUCUGCGCAGGAGCGCUUUGUCUUACAGAUAUCUACAAGCCCAAGAAGGCUGGCUUGUAAAGUAUGCACAGUGGAGCCGAAUGGAAGUUCUUCACUAAAGCCUUGCGAGUGGAAGCUGGCAAAGAUUUCGACAAAUCUGCAGAGCUUGACGUGCACGUAUUCGUUUGAUGCAAGCAUACCAGUUCGUUCCGCAGCUCAAGCUGACACAUUCAAAAACAAAUUGCUUUCAUGGACAGCCUCGGAGAUUAAAGUCAUCCAAUCUGCCGAGGUGCUCAUCAAUAACGCACUCCAAGAAGGAGAGAACUACUCGGGGGAUGUCCAGCUUCUUCUUCCAUUUAACAACAAAGAAGUUGUCCAAGGUGAUAACCCGGCGAUCGUAACGGGAAACGUAAACUUCAAAGGAUCUGUCGAUGCUCGAGCUUACGGAUUUCCUCGCGAGCCUGCGUCUAUGGCAAUUGAUGCUAUCAAGGAAGAUAUAAUCGCCAGCCUACGCAAUAGGAUCGACAUCCUUUGUGAAGAAGCAGAGCAACAAUCGGCCGAGCAAGCGCCUCUAUCACUUCUAUCACAUUGCAGCCAAGACAGAGCGGAGUUUAUUCUUCCCAGGAGAGUUUUACUACCAUGGAAUGAACUUCUGAUUUGCGAUUAUCUGCUACCCAGCGAGACUGACAAGGAAAUUAGAGAGCGAUACACAUACCUCUUUGGGCAGGAACUGCCUGGUGACAUUCUCCAGUCUGAAAAAUUCUUCACUCCCACUCCGGCUGAUUCCAAAACGUUGAAGAUUUCUCCCAAAGGCGAGGCCAAGAGCAAGUUAGUUUCGCUGAUAAGUGCAUUGUUUGGGAUUCUAGUCCCAAUCCUAGUAGCACUGGCUGUAGCCUUGUUCCGGAAAUAAGAAUGGUUUUGAGAGUUGUCUAACUGGUUUUAGUUUUAAAGGCAAGUUUUUUUUCUCGUGCCAAUCUUUUGGCUGACCGAGAA